CCCGCCCAAAAAAAAGGCACCGCCAAAACCAGCCCCAAAAGUAGGUCUGGGCGUGGGUGGUGGCGUGUAGUGUCCCGCAGGCACACCAACCCCGACACCCUGGAGGGCCCUGUAGCUUUCCCUCCCCAGCUCACCCUCUCUUUUUUUCCUCUCUUGACUCCUCGCCUUCUCGUUGCCCCCCUUCUUUCCAUUCAAUUCAUCUCUCCCCUCCAUCUUCCCAUCUUCUUCCCUCCAAUUCUUUGCUCUUCAACACGCUUUGAGCUCGCGCCAUCUCCAAAGACCUAGCUUCUUCGUUGUAGUGUGCUUUGCGUCCUCUUACUUUAUCCUGUCCAAACCUCCCCCACCAGUGCAGUGACGCCGCUCAACAAAGCUCACGGCUGCGAGAGACUGCGUUAAUCGUCUUCUCACUUCCCCGACCGACACUUCUCACAACUUUUCCAAUUCAUUCACAAUGGCUCAGGCUACCACCAACAGUGCCAACUUGUCGGCCAACGACAACAUCCAGCGCUUCAGCGCUCCCAGUCGCCCUCUGAGCCCUCUUCCCGAGCACGCUCUCUUCAACGACAAGACGCGAUGCUUCGUCUACGGUCUCCAGCCCCGCGCUGUUCAGGGCAUGCUUGACUUUGACUUCAUCUGCAAGCGCAAGACUCCUUCCGUUGCUGGUAUCAUCUACACCUUUGGUGGCCAGUUCGUCAGCAAGAUGUACUGGGGUACUUCCGAGACCCUUCUCCCUGUCUACCAGGCCGUCGACAAGGCCAUGGCCAAGCACCCCGACGUUGACGUCGUUGUCAACUUCGCCUCCUCCCGUAGUGUUUACAGCUCUACUAUGGAGUUGAUGGAGAACCCCCAGAUCAAGACCAUUGCCAUUAUUGCCGAAGGUGUUCCCGAGCGUCGCGCUCGUGAGAUUGCCCACGUUGCCAAGAAGAAGGGUGUCACCAUCAUUGGCCCCGCCACUGUCGGUGGCAUCAAGCCCGGAAGCUUCAAGAUCGGUAACACCGGUGGUAUGAUGGACAACAUUGUUGCCUCUAAGCUCUACCGCAAGGGCUCCGUCGCCUACGUCUCCAAGUCUGGUGGUAUGUCCAACGAGUUGAACAACAUCAUUGCCCAGAACACCGAUGGUGUCUACGAGGGUAUUGCCAUUGGUGGUGAUCGCUACCCUGGCACUACCUUCAUUGACCACAUGCUCCGCUUCCAGGCCGAUCCUGACUGCAAGAUCCUUGUUCUCCUUGGUGAAGUCGGUGGUGUCGAAGAGUACAAGGUCAUCGAGGCUGUUGAGAAGGGCAUCAUCACCAAGCCCAUUGUCGCCUGGGCCAUUGGUACCUGCGCCAGCAUGUUCAAGACCGAGGUUCAGUUCGGCCACGCCGGUUCGUUCGCCAACUCUCAGCUCGAAACCGCUGCUAUGAAGAACAAGACCAUGCGCGAAGCCGGUUUCCACGUUCCCAACACCUUCGAGGACAUGCCCAGCGUUCUCGCCGAUCUCUACAAGAAGCUCGUCAAGGAGGGAACCAUCGUUCCUCAGCCUGAGCCUGUCGUUCCCAAGAUCCCCAUUGACUACUCUUGGGCUCAGGAACUCGGUCUUAUCCGUAAGCCCGCUGCCUUCAUCUCCACCAUUUCCGACGACCGUGGCCAAGAACUCCUCUACGCCGGUAUGCCCAUCUCGGAUGUCUUCAGAGAGGACAUUGGUAUUGGUGGUGUCAUGGCCCUUCUGUGGUUCCGCCGCAGACUCCCUGACUACGCCUCCAAGUUCUUGGAGAUGGUUCUCAUGCUUACUGCUGAUCACGGUCCUGCCGUGUCUGGUGCCAUGAACACCAUUAUUACCACACGUGCUGGCAAGGACUUGAUCUCUGCCCUCGUCUCUGGUCUUCUUACCAUUGGUUCUCGCUUUGGUGGUGCCCUCGAUGGCGCCGCCGAGGAGUUCACCAAGGCUUUCGACAAGAACCUCAGCCCUCGCGAGUUCGUCGACAACAUGCGCAAGGCUAACAAGCUUAUCCCUGGUAUUGGUCACCGUGUCAAGUCUCGCAACAACCCUGACUUGCGUGUCGAGCUUGUCAAGGAGUACGUCCUGGCCAAGUUCCCCAGCCACAAGCUCCUCGACUACGCCCUGGCUGUCGAGACUGUCACCACCUCCAAGAAGGAUAACCUGAUCCUCAACGUCGACGGCUGCAUUGCUGUCUGCUUUGUUGAUCUCCUCCGCAACUGCGGUGCCUUCUCUCCCGAAGAGGCUGAGGACUACCUCUCCAUGGGUGUUCUCAACGGUCUCUUCGUCCUCGGUCGCAGCAUUGGUCUCAUUGCCCAUUACCUGGACCAGAAGAGACUCCGCACUGGUCUCUACCGUCAUCCUUGGGAUGAUAUCACUUACCUCCUCCCCAACCUCAGCCAGGGACGACCUGGUGCCGAGGGCAGAGUCGAGGUGCAGAUGUAAAGUGCGGGCAGUACAUGAUAGAUGCACACGGGAUCUGCUUUCUUUGCUUGUUUUGUGGUACAAUUUGACGAUACGGUGUGACGGUUCAGGGAAUGAAAAGACUUCAAUGGCUGUCUGUACAAGACCAAUGAUGAAAUCCGCGGCUCAAUGCCGCAAUCUAGUUAUCCAUAUACUAUGUUUUACUCGCAAUAGACACUUAAUAACUUUUAUCACAUUAUACAUUUCUCAAAUCACGCAUGACAAUUACAGACCACAUGUUCACUAAAGCAAAAUUCAGUAACAAACACGGUAUAUAUAUUGUUUUAAUAUUAUUUUCCAAU
This is a messenger RNA of [Torrubiella] hemipterigena, 2742 nucleotides long. The record is from the annotation of a GenBank genome assembly. Lineage: Eukaryota; Fungi; Ascomycota; Sordariomycetes; Hypocreales; Clavicipitaceae.